AUGGAGGAGUUUCUACGCAACUGGAGGCAAGACGCCUUGAAUAAAGGGCAAUACGAUUCAGCGGUAUAUAUUGGUGAUAAAGUGCUUGCUUUAACCACGCUUCUAUCCACGAAAGAUCUCAUCACUCGGAACUCAUCAUGUCGAUACCUUGCUGCCCAUUGCUAUAUCAAACAGAACAAAUUCGAUCUUGCGCUAUCCAUACUUGGGGAACACAACCCAACCCAUCUGAUUCAGAGUGCCAGCCGACGAAAAAAGCCGCACUUGAAUGGCGGCUCCCAUGUCACCCUUAGGAACGGACGCUCUAUACCAUCUCGCACGGAUAAGAGCGAUGCGGAUGCGUACCAGGAUGCCAACCAUAUUAAAUAUGAGGCCGCCAUGUGUUAUCUACGAGGGUGCUGCUUUGCAAAUCAAAAUGCUUUUGACCGCGCGAGAGACUGCUAUAAGGAUGCUGUACGGAUUGAUGUACAGUGCUUCGAGGCAUUUGAUCGGCUUAUGAGAAACUCCCUUAUGUCCCCAGCCGAAGAACUUGAGUUUUUAGAAUCACUGGACUUCGACUCAAUAACUCCGUCCUCAGAUGUCUCCCUUUCUCAGGAAGCAUCAGAAUUCACGAAGUUGCUGUAUACAACUAGGCUAUCAAAAUACUCGUCCUGUUCUGCAUUGUCCCAUGCCAUAGAGACUCUCUCCACUCACUAUAACCUCGCAGAUAACUCAGACCUCCUCCUCUCUCGCGCAGAAACGCUCUACACUCAGUGUCGGUUUCCGGAAGCGCUUUCUUUAACCUCAUCGAUUCUCUCCGCUUCGGAUUCAAUGUCUGCAUUAGUAUCUCAGGGAAGUCAAAGUCAAAAUCUUGGGCAUUCCCCAUCAGUCUACCCCCUCCAUCUUGCCUGUCUUUACGAAACGGGCGCUACGAAUGCUCUGUUUCUCCUCGCACAUACUUUAUCAGAUAAUGUUCCAGAGGAGCCUUAUACCUACCUUGCCAUUGGUGUUUACUAUCUCUCAGUCUCGAAGAUUGCUGAGGCCAGGCGAUUCUUCUCCAAGUCUUCCCUCCUCGACCCUCACUCGGCGCCAGCUUGGAUUGGAUUUGCGCAUACAUUUGCUGCAGAGGGUGAGCAUGACCAAGCUAUUGCAGCCUAUAGUACUGCUGCUAGACUAUUCCAAGGGAGCCACUUACCCCAGCUCUUCCUAGGAAUGCAGCAUCUGGCAUUGAAUAAUAUGGCUCUAGCACAUGAGUAUCUGUCUGCUGCAUAUUCCAUGUCUUCAGGAUCCCCCUCAACUAGCAACACUCUCUCCUUAAGCGUCAAUUCCGCUGGAGAACCCCCCAUUCCCGGACCCUCUGGUGGAGACCCUCUAGUGCUUAAUGAGCUUGGAGUCGUCUUAUAUCAUGAAGCUAACCUGGAAGACGCUGUUCACCUCUUCCGGCAAGCUUUAGCAUUAUCUGUUUCCCUAGAAUGUGACCCCAGUGCUUGGUUGGCAACCCGGGCAAAUUUGGGUCAUGCGCUUCGUCGACUAGGAAAAUUGGAAGAAGCUUUGUCCGAGUUUGACGAAUGCCUUCGUAUAGGUGCUGGUGGUUCAACGACAAUUUAUACCGGUUAUACAGGCAGGGCAGGGGCAGGUGCAGUCAGGUCUGCUGGUGCGUCCGCUGUGGGAGGUUACGAAGACAGAGGUCUAAUAGGAUCCUUCCACACAGCCCGUGGUAUAAUACUAUUAGAAAUGGAUCGGACGACUGACGCUGUUACAGCAUUGCAUGAAGCUGUACGAGUACUAGGCACUACUGGUGGGGAUGCAGCAGCUGGUGCUGGAGUUGCAGGUACUUUACUUUCAAAAGCUCUCGAAGUUUGGGCUGUCGAGGAAGAGACCAGAGUAGUGUCGUUCCAAGACACAAGUAAGGCACGCAAAGGAAAAUAUUCUUCUGCCAAUUCCAAUAAUGAGAAAUCAAGGCAUAGGUCUACAGCCAAAGGAACCAAGAAAUCGACGACUGUAGAUGAAUGGACAGAUGAUGUUCCUGACCGACCAUCAUCUAGCGGACCGGAUGCCCAAAAUAUCGGCAUGGAACUUGAUGGAGACGCCAAUGAUUUACUUGAGCACGCCCUAGCACUGCUCACGAAGCGCGGCCUCGUUCUGACAUACCAGAACCAAGUCGGCUCCGGUCGACAAGGACAACUCGAAGGCGAAGUCCUCAACGAGGCCCUGGUGGAUGAUAUAUUAUGCCAGCCACUUCCUGACCAUAGACUGAUGCCGUUGGAGCAUUACCAAAAAAGCAUUUUUAUGAAUUGCUAA
Trichophyton verrucosum HKI 0517 is the source of this 2277-nucleotide messenger RNA. RefSeq lists its product as uncharacterized. NCBI's taxonomy places the organism in Eukaryota, Fungi, Ascomycota, Eurotiomycetes, Onygenales, Arthrodermataceae. Gene Ontology annotation, molecular function: protein binding. The record is from RefSeq and is a predicted model, not a curated record. Gene Ontology annotation, biological process: cell division. The transcript is spliced from 3 exons. Bases 1 to 2277 code for a protein of 758 amino acids.